This is a messenger RNA of Suillus discolor, 845 nucleotides long. RefSeq lists its product as uncharacterized. Gene Ontology annotation, molecular function: protein C-terminal S-isoprenylcysteine carboxyl O-methyltransferase activity. Gene Ontology annotation, cellular component: membrane. The transcript has 3 exons. Bases 120 to 845 code for a protein of 241 amino acids. The record is from RefSeq and is a predicted model, not a curated record. NCBI's taxonomy places the organism in Eukaryota, Fungi, Basidiomycota, Agaricomycetes, Boletales, Suillaceae. Gene Ontology annotation, biological process: C-terminal protein methylation.
GUAAAAUAGUAAGCAUUCCGGAAGCGAGCAGCGAGACCCGAAUUUAUCGUCCCUAUCAAAAUUCCUUUGAGUUGAUCAGUUCCUAUCAACACCUCCAGGGUCAAGUACAGCGACACACUAUGAGUCUAUUGAAGAUUCCCUUCAUACUAGCUUCUGCUAUUGGCAUCCAUAUUUCGUCAAUUACUCCUUCUCCGCCACCGUCAUCUAAAGAGAAGGUGGUGGGCUCGUCGCUCGAAUCCAUCAUGGGAUGGUUUUUGAAACUUCGCUGUAUGGAAUUAAUAAAGAUCAGUGCAUGGGCAGCAUCGUUUGCCGAAGUGGCUAGCAUCCUAGCCAUACAUAUAGAUCCCUCGUAUAUUCCAGAAGGUAUCUAUGCCGCUAGAGCCGUGCAGCUUUUGUGCAUUCUUCACCCUACACCAAUUACCCCUGCUUUCCUUGCUGGCAGUACUGCCAUCGCGAUUGGCGGUGUAUUGAGGCUUUAUUGUAUAUUGACGUUAGGAAAGUUUUGGAGCUUCCACCUCAGCGUCAGAAAAGAGCACAGACUUGUGACAAGCGGGCCGUACUCGGUGGUCCGCCACCCAAGCUACACUGGUCUCCUUCUCCAAGCUACUGGGAUCGCCACCAUGUACGGAAGCCAAGGGUCGUGGAUGAGGCAGUCUGGGAUCCUACGAGUGCCUUUCAUUAAAGUCUUAGCAAUGAUUGUCUUUUUCGGAUCUGUCACAUUAGCCACUUGGAUUUCCCUCAGCCGACCUGCAGUGGAGGACAAGAUGUUGCAGCUUGCUCUGGGAGAAGAAUGGGAGAAUUGGGCAAAGAAAGUGAGAUACCGGCUUAUUCCUGGGGUUUAUUGA